Molecule: messenger RNA, 4632 nt
Organism: Mycena citricolor
Lineage: Eukaryota; Fungi; Basidiomycota; Agaricomycetes; Agaricales; Mycenaceae
Source: the annotation of a GenBank genome assembly
GUGGUGGAUGGGAGAGACAGGCCGUCCUUUGUUAGUCCAGGCCUGACCUCUACUGCGGCCAUAUCGACGCUUGAAGAACGAAGGAUCCGCAGAGGAGAGCUUCGACUGCAGUGCAUUUUGAACAGUAUUUCAUAUAAGUGUCUGGGGGGAGGUGAGGGCAAAAGCUGUUCUGGCGCAGGCCCGGAUAUUCGUGCCGUAUUCACGUGUCAUCACCAGUGAUUCAAGCUCCGCCACUUCAUCGUCCAGGCCUGUUUCGAUCUCCCUCCAGCAACGCUGCUUGCGAGUACUAAUGCCAAUGCAAUUCUCUUCUCACACUAUCGAGUGUCCCCAGAGCUCCAUUGACCCCAAUGGCAUCAAGCUGAAAAUGUGUGCCAAGCGCUACACAGCCGGCGGAAAUGGGACGGCGGACGCGGGCAGCGACGGAUUGACACUGCUGUUUGCGCACUGCAUUGGAGCUCACAAGGAGAUAUGGGAAUCCGUCAUCGAGCGACUUUUCAGCCUGUCCGGGGGGCGAGUCGCCGAGGCUUGGUCCUUUGAUUGGCAGACGCACGGGGAUUCGGCGGUAGUGAAUCGCGAGACGUUUGAAAGAAGCCCUGGGAGAGCACAUACUGGAGUGACUGCGGCGGAAUGGGCUGCCGGUGUGUCCGCCUUUAUAGACGGACCGUUAGCAAAAGGCAAACGAUUGGUCGGAAUCGGUCACUCUGCCGGUGGUGGUGCAAUGGUCCUGACGAAUGUGAACCGACCUCUCCGUUCACUCCCCUUCGUCAGCCUCAUCCUCAUCGAACCGAGCAUCAUCCCGCGGGAGCUGUUCUAUCAAGAGAUUGAGGAACGGGUCUCGACCAUGGAAUUUGUUGUCACUGCGACCGAGUCGAGGCGAGAGCGGUGGCGGUCUGCGGAAGCGGCGUACACCUGGAUGCGGAAGCGGGUGCCAUGGGAAAGCUGGGACGAGAGGGUUCUCCGGAAACUGACGGAACAUGGCCUUGAAGGGCCGUCUGACGGUGGGGUGACCACGAAGCUCGAUCGGAAGCUGGAGGCGCUUGGGUAUACCGACGUUGAGUCGCACUUCCUCGCGCCGGUAGAGCUGGGCAGGAUAUGCGAUUCAGUGCCUGUGCACUUCGUGUGGGGCAGUGAAUGUUUGGUUCCUGAAUUUGUACAACGCGCGUUGACCGACGGAACAGAAGGACGGAAAGCUACGUCAGUCUCUACCGUUGAUGGGGGGCACCUGAUCGUGCAGGAGAAUCCAGAUGGCACCGCUGACGCUAUAUGGAAGAUAUUAUCUACUUCGACUUUGCCUCCGACCCCACUGGGCAAACUUUGACUUUAUCUCCACAUUCAUUGUACCUGUCACAGAUACCUAUUGUCGCACACAUCCAGGAACCUCUCCGUAAAUCUAUUGUGUGGUGACGCGGUCAAUGGUCUCGAUCACCGAUCGCGCCAUUCAAAACGGCGAUCAUGCGCACACGUGACCGCGACACAUUCUCUCCUUUCCUUCUUACCACAUUUCUCGGCCUCCACAUUCGCUUGGUAUUCUAUUGUAUCUUAUUCCCCCAUAUCUCGGAUGGCGGACCCGGAUUUCAAUUCAAGGCACGAUUGCGAAGAGCCGGGCUUGGGCGAGUCGUGGGUUAUCCUUAACCGUGACGAGUGUUUUCUGGAGGCGGCCACCAUUGGGGAACCAAGCGUGCAAGGCGGGGCAAAUCUGAUUUCGUUCGACUCUGGCGAUAUGGCCUUCCUCGCCGCGUCGGGCGAGAGGAAGCAGACGCAGGCCACGACGAUCCCACGCUCGGACCCGGCCUCCGGCGCGCGCCACAUCACGCUGCUCGACCUAUCCCCGGCAGACGACCUCGCCCCGCCCGCCGACGCCGCUGCCGGGGUCCGCUCGAAGCCGCCGAGCGAGAACCCGAACGUGUACAUCAACGGGCUGCCGCCGUACUUCCGCGACGAACAGCUCAUGGCGAUGGUGCGCAAUUUCGGGGAGGUGGUCAGCGUCAAGUGCUUCACGCGUCAGACCGCGCGGGCGUCGGGGUACGGAUUUGUGUUAUUCAAGACUAUGGAGGCGGCGGAGAAGUGUAUUGAGACGCUGAAGAAGUGCGACUUGCAUCCGUCGCUCUCCAAGGCGCGUUAUUCGUGCUCCGGUUGCUCGAAUCUGACAGACCUCCACAUGAAUAGCUUCACGUCGAGUGGGAGCGGGUCGUGCAAAAGCCUGAAGGACAAGCUCGCGGAGUUGGAGGAUCGCUCGAGUGCGAAUGUGUACAUUGAAGGUAUUCCGCUUGGCUCAGACAAAACCACUCUUUUGGAGCUUGUCUAUCCCUACGCGAUCCGAAGCUCUCGGUUCAUCACCAGCAAGGUCCCGAAUUCGAAGACGUUGAUCGCAUUUAUGAGGAUGGAAUCCAGAGAUGCGGCAGAGAGCAUCAUCAACCGCUUGAACGGCAAGAAAGUGCGCUCGUGGGACGGGAUCGAGAGUCGUAUCUUCCUGCGCAUUGCGGAUACGCUUGAUCAGCGAGAGCUCAGGAGAAACGAAUCUACGAUUCGCGACGAUUCAGGUCACCCACUGACGAUCGCCCACGCAACGCUGUUGAAUUAUCAUGCUCUCGAGUCGAUUGCUCCCCCUACGCUGGCAGCACCAAACAGGACUCUCGUAACUCCGCCUCCCCUUUCUUCGAACUUCCAUACGAAUACCAUCUACACGACGACCCCGGCUCCUCCCGGCACGAUCGAUAUCCAUGAGCUUCUCGCUUCCCGACGAGGACAGCUGAUAAGCGGCAACGACCGACGCGUUGACCCGACUGCCUUCUACGCGCCGUAUAACAUGAACACCUGCACCGCCAAUCCUCCGGCGCACUCGGCUGCAGAUAUGGUUUCUCUGUCAACUUUCAUGGCCGUGAUGAAGUCGCAACGGGACAUUCUACCGCAAUUCCCACCGCAACCACCGCUUCUGCCUAUCGGACGUAAUGUCAUGCGUCCCAGACGCUCGUCCGUCGCACAGACGCCGGCGUCCAGUUUUGAUUCACCGGUGUCCCGUGUUCUGAGUGGGAACGUACCGCUCGGAGUUAGGGCCGGCCAGUCCGGUCCCCACCAAUACAAGCCUGCUUCUGGUUCGUCGUUCCAGUCGCGGACGGGCACACCGACGCCCCGGGACUCGCUGGAUUACUGUCGUGACGAGAGUCCGCCGGCGUUCAGUCCGCACUCGGCUGUGCAUGCUCGAUGUCGGACUGUCCCGAGUAACCGGCAUUCGGUUACGUCUGUACCGCGCGACUCUUCUUCUGCUGCUGCUGCUGCUGGUGGUGGUGGUGGAGGGGUUCAAUUUGGUGUCGAUGGCGGUGUCGAGGGGCAUAAACGGGCGUCGUCGACGUCUGGUCCUGCUUUUGGUAUCGGUGGUGCACCUGUCUUGAACCGCGUCUGGUUGGGACCAAGGGAGGUUCAAGUCGGGAACUUGCCUACUUCUGCUUCCUUCCUUCCACCCCCCCCCCUCCGCUCCCACCCCCCGUCUUAUGUCGGCCGACUCAUGAACACUAGCAUCGAGGAGAUCCAGCCCGAGUUGAAUUUAGCUUACAAUUUGAACGCCGCCGCAUUCGCGAUCCUCUUCUACGACUACUUCCUCACGCUCGGAUGGGAGAUCUCGCGGUACUGGGGCUCGACGGUGACGUGGCCGACGGCGCUCUUCUUCGCGAAUCGCUACGGGACGCUGCUGGGCAACGUCCCCGUCGUGAUACAGUACUUCUGGAGCACCCCGGGGUCGCCCGCGAAGGAUGUGGUGAGUCCCGCGGGUCGUUGUGUGUGGGGGCCUGAGCUGAGCGGAGGCGGGUGGUGUCGUGCGUUGCAGAUAUGUCGCGGGAUCGAGUCGUACCACCAGUUCUUCUUCAUCAUCACGCAAGUCAUGACCGCAGUGAUGCUCAUCCUGCGGACGUAUGCGCUCUAUGAGAGGAACAAGCGCGUGCUCAUCUUCAUGAUGAUGGUCACUGCGGGUGCGAUUGUCGUGGGCAUGUGGGCCGUGAUCGCCGGAAAAGCAGGCCGAACAGAGGAGAACCUCCAGUUGUAUUUCGGCUGCAAUUACGGGCUGACCAAAUCAGAUGCGACGAGCCAGGCGGCAUCGUGGGCAGCGGUGGCGCUCUUCGAUUGCAUGAUCUUCACGCUGACGCUGUACCGGGUGCUUUCCCGGCGGACGACCACGACGGAUCUGUUUUCCGUUUUACUCAGGGACGGGUCGAUCUACUUUGGAGUGAUUGUGAUUUCGAACGUUUCUAAUAUCUUGACGUUCACUCUUGGAACUCCGUAUACGCGAGGAAUCGCGACAACAUUUACGAACAUCCUAUCUUCCGUUCUCAUAUCCCGUCUGAUGCUCAAUUUGCGAGACCCGAAGCUGUCUUAUAUGUCGGGCCGAUUCGAGCAGAGCACAACGCUGACGUAUGGCGGCCCCAUCAGAUUUGCGGACUCGACAUCGCCGUCGGGCGCUCAGCCCUUGGAUACCGAGUUUGCGAUGGAUAUCGAAAUGCUAAACACCACGUCAAACGCGGGGACCAGCAACCAAACGCCGGGUAUGGCGUGAAAAAAGCUUGUCUGUCAGGAAAUCUCAUGUAGCCAUGUCCAGUAGUACCCAAUGUAUCCAAUCCAAACCGAAUCGUUAAUGCGUCGUGA